CGACCCCCAGCAUGGCGCAGGAGGCAGCCCCCGUCCUCCUGGUUGUCCUCGCCAGGCUGGUGUCAUCCACGUGGCACGAAGGGUCUGGCUACUACACAGAGAGUCACACCAAUGAGGUCUAUGCAGAAGAAACCCCCCCUGAGCCUGCCCUGGAUUACCGUCGAGUGCCCCAGUGGUGUGCCACACUCAACAUCCACCGCGGAGAUGCCACCUGCUACUCACCCCGGGGCAGCUCCUACCGCAGCAGCCUGGGGACACGCUGCGAGCUGAGCUGCACCCGCGGGUACCGGCUGGUGGGUUCCAGUGUGGUCCAGUGCCUGCCCAACCGCCACUGGUCUGGGAUGGCGUACUGCCGACAAAUCCGAUGCCAUGUGCUGCCAGCAGUGCUGCGGGGCUCCUACGUGUGCUCAGCGGGAGUGCAGAUGGAUUCCCGCUGUGACUACACCUGCCUGCCUGGCUACCAGCUGGAGGGCGACCGGAGCCGCAUCUGCAUGGAGGACGGGCGCUGGAGUGGGACCGAGCCAAUCUGUGUAGACCUGGAGCCUCCCAAGAUCCGCUGUCCAGACUCCCGGGAGCGGAUAGCCGAGCCAGGCAAGCUGACUGCAACUGUCUACUGGGACCCUCCUCGCGUGAAGGACUCUGCUGACGGCGUCAUCAAGAGGGUGAUGCUGCGGGGCCCAGAGCCAGGCUCUGAAUUCCCUGAAGGAGAGCAUGUGAUCCGCUACACCGCCCACGACCAGGCGUACAACCGAGCCAGCUGCAAGUUCAGUGUCCGUGUCCAAGUGAGGCGCUGCCCUGUCCUGAAGCCUCCACAGAACGGGUACAUCUCCUGCACCUCCGACGGCAACAACUACGGUGCCACCUGCGAGUACCUGUGUGAUGGGGGCUACGAGCGCCAGGGCACCUCUCUACGGGUCUGCCAGUCCACGCAGCAGUGGACGGGCUCCCAGCCCCUCUGCACACCCAUGCAGAUCAACACAGCUGUGAACUCAGCCGCCAGCCUGCUGGAUCAGUUCAACGAGAAACGCCGCCUCCUCGUCAUCUCGGCCCCCGACCCCUCUAACCGCUACUACAAGAUGCAGAUCUCCAUGCUGCAGCAAGCCGCCUGUGGGCUGGACCUGCGCCAUGUCACCAUCAUUGAGCUGGUGGGGCAGCCCCCACACGAGGUGGGACGCAUCCGGGAGCACCAGCUGUCCCUUGGCAUCAUCCAGGAGCUCAGGCAGUUCCUGCACCUCACCCGCUCCCACUUCAACGCGGUGCUGUUGGACAAGGCAGGCACUGACCGCGAGCGCUACAUCGCCCCCGUCAGCCCUGACGAGCUCUUCGUCUUCAUCGACACGUACCUGCUGGGCGAGCGGGAGGCGGCUCGGCGGGAGCAGAACGGGGACCCCUGCGAGUGA
This is a messenger RNA of Neopelma chrysocephalum (saffron-crested tyrant-manakin), 1400 nucleotides long. RefSeq names its product sushi repeat containing protein X-linked 2 (gene SRPX2). The record is from RefSeq and is a predicted model, not a curated record. The coding region runs from base 12 to 1400 and encodes 462 amino acids. The transcript has 10 exons. Lineage: Eukaryota; Metazoa; Chordata; Aves; Passeriformes; Pipridae.